Molecule: messenger RNA, 2734 nt
Organism: Corvus hawaiiensis (hawaiian crow)
Lineage: Eukaryota; Metazoa; Chordata; Aves; Passeriformes; Corvidae
Product: G-protein coupled receptor 35-like
Exons: 2
Coding region: 262-1266 (334 amino acids)
Biological process (GO): positive regulation of Rho protein signal transduction; phospholipase C-activating G protein-coupled receptor signaling pathway
Cellular component (GO): membrane
Molecular function (GO): G protein-coupled receptor activity
Source: RefSeq, a predicted model, not a curated record
UUGUGUGAGGCGAGGAGGGGGAGUGCACUCUGGGUGGAAAAACUGGCGGUGAAGCAUUGAGCUGCUGGAAGCGGGACAACAGAGGGCACCAGAGACUCUGACUCUGCCAGAAAAGCAGAUGAUAAAUGAAGCGCUUGUGGAGCGCACGAGUUCAUUGCUGGGUUGCAGCGCUGCCGGGCUGUGGCAGCCGGCCCCGGGACAGCUGUGCCCCGCACCGACACCUGCGGCCGCCACGGAUCUCCUUCCCUGCCGAGACACUGCAUGUACCCUGCAGCCUUUCUGAGGACUCAACCCACCUGUCGGCCUCACAGGGAGCAGAGACGGCCCAACAUGAGCAACUGCACUGAAGUGGAGCGUGGCAUUGUGCUAUUUCAGUUGGUUGUCUACAUCCCAGUGCUCACUUUGGGGAUCCCACUGAACACAAUUGCCUUCUGGGUCUUCUGCUGCAAACUCAAGAGGUGGAGCGAGACCAAGGUGUACAUGAUCAACCUCAUCAUCGCAGACAGUUUCCUGCUCUUCACGCUGCCUUUCCUGCUGUAUUUUACCAAGUACAAACAUCCCGUAGACCGGCUGUGUUUUGCCAUACAAAACAUCUAUUUUACAAACAUGCCUAUGAGCAUCCUUAUCAUCACCCUGAUUGCGAUUGAUCGAUAUAUUGCAAUCAAGUUCCCUCUAAAAGCAAAGAUUCUUCGAUCCCCACUGAAAUCAGCUUCUGUCUGUGGCUUUCUUUGGAUAACACUGAUAAUUGUUUCCAAUUUGUAUCCACAACUUCACAGUGACCGGGAAGGUUGCUGCUUUCGUAGAAAAUCUAGUCAACCUAUGUAUUUCUCAUUAUUCUCCAGUAUCUGUGGGUAUUUUAUUCCUUUCGGGAUUGUGAUUUUUUGCUCAGUACAAGUCAUCAGAUGUCUAAAAAAGAAGAUGGCCAUGAACCCUCAUGAAACAAAAUUACUCCAGAAGGCUGUGCACAUUGUUUCUGUGAAUUUGUGUGUGUUCACUGCCUGUUUCUCACCUCUCUACAUCACACUGCUCUUGAGGUUUGCAUUGCAAGUUGCUGGAGCUUCUUCUCUGCUCUCGGGAGUUACAACCUAUGUUAAGAUCUCUGCAUGCUUAGCAAAUUGUAACUGCUGUUUGGAUGCAUUUUGCUAUUAUUUUGCAGCCAAGGAAUUUCCAGAGUUUUCUUGUAUGUUCCCCAAGUGUAUAUUUAUGAGGUCCAAGAUGAACCAAAGCGAAGAGUCACAGCCACCCACGGAUCAAGUGAUGGCAUAAACAAAGUGUAGUGCACGGCAGGUGUUAAGUGCCAUGAAGUUUUCAGGCACAGGGAAUAGGAACCACCUACAGUAUUUGCAAUUAUUGUAGGAAUAGGCAUAUGUGCAGACCCUCCAAAGGGUCUGAUGUUAACUUGAAUUUUGUCCUGCUGUCCUCAGUGACUUGACUCCAGCUCUGACUACUGUCUUGUAUCGUUGCAUCGCAGCUCCAGGCGCCUCCUGGUGACAGCUUGUCUUGGUUGGCUUCAUGGUCCUUCACUUUCAGUGUCUUCUGACUUGCAAACCUCUAAAAAAUUUCCUCCUGGGACUGCAAGCUCAUAUUCAGCUCAUUUAAACUUAGAGGCAAUUAACUUCCUUGGUGACAACUGACAUAAAGUUCCCCUACAAGUCUGUCACCAUGUAGUGACACUUGUUCAGAUCACAGUCUGAAACCACUGACUAGACUUUGGUCAAAUAAACACACAAAGGACUAUUCCCAGCACAGAAAGUAUCCCGUAUCCAAGCAUUAGAUCCACCUGCUUUAUGUCAGUUCUUUGGCAGACAAUGCGGUGGAAGCUGCAGUGAGCCACUGUGCCGUAAAACCAGAUGAAACUACUUAGGUCAUUCAGCUGAUAAUUUAUGUCCCAAUUUUCUUUACUGGUGUAUUUUUUAAUGCUCUGGCAUUACUGGUAUUUCACUGCAAACAGAGCAAGUGGCCUGUGUAUGUGACCAAUUUAAUCACUGCACACUGUUUAGCCCUUGUUCUGCCUUCUAAAUUCUCUUUUCAAAGACAGGAAAAGAUAUGGGAGACAAAUAGUGCCUGAUCUUAACAACCAUCUAUUCCUUAGGGAGAUGUGUGAGUCUUGUCAUCCUUGUAGCCAUCAACAAAUGUGUUGCAAUUAACUACCCCCAGAGAGCAAGAGGCUUCUUGACAGACACCACUUACUAUCCAGGCAAGUGGUGUUCAGCAAGGAAAAGGACUUCCACUUCAGAAACAGCACAAAGGGCGUUCAAAAACAUUUUUGGAUCUGGGAUUCCCUUCUGGGACCUUGCAUCUCGUUGCUUAUAAUGAAUGCAUGUUCCAAAAAGAUUACUAUGAAAUUUUUUAUUAUUUUGAAAAAAGAGAUGAAGAUUCAUAUCAAGCUGUUAACCUACUGUUAAUCUAGAAAGCAAACAAUGUGCUUUUUUUUGCAGAUCCAGUAAUGCUCAUGUUUUCUCCCAGUUGACAAGGAGAACUUGUUCAAUUUCCAAGGGGCUCCAAAUAGGUCAUCCACUCUGAAAUACAGAACAGCAAUGCUUUUAUACACGUGGCCUCACAUAAAGGUCUCAUGGUUUAGUGUAAGUGUUCCUUUUUCUCAUUGUAAAGGGGAAAUUAGUUGACUUCUCAAUCCCUGUCAUCGUUACAUAAUAUUUUCUGCUGUUUUCACUGAAUGUAUGAAAACAAAAAAAUCCAUACAUUUGCAAGUGAAAAUAAAGGUGUGUCACAGUAA